This is a messenger RNA of Zasmidium cellare ATCC 36951, 444 nucleotides long. RefSeq lists its product as uncharacterized. Bases 1 to 444 code for a protein of 147 amino acids. The transcript has a single exon. The record is from RefSeq and is a predicted model, not a curated record. Lineage: Eukaryota; Fungi; Ascomycota; Dothideomycetes; Mycosphaerellales; Mycosphaerellaceae.
AUGGCAGCUUACGAGGAGGUGCUACCUGCUCCUUCUGGCAUCAUCAACAGUGAUACCAGAACUUCAUUCUCCCCUGGGUACUGUCCUGGAGAUGCAACCCAAUUGAAGCGCAUACCCUCAAUGCGAACCAUCAUACCGGUGCAAUACGCAGACUCGUCAGAAGAUACACCUAGCGACCACAGUUCAGUCUUCAAUGCGGUGCCAUCAUCAAGGAAGACGGCGUCAAACGAUAGUACGCAAGGCACGGGUGCUGAGAAAGAAGCCAGUCAAGAUGCCAGUACCGCCGAACCUGCUCCUGGUGAAAGCCACACAGGCACAAGACUAUUCACAAUCACCGAGCAAAAGAGUGUCCCAACCCUGAAGACGAUGCCCUCGAAUUGGACCUUUCAGCGCCGGAUCGUUACAGCUCAACCUCAAAUGGCAUGGGAGUCUGCACGUGGCUAG